Messenger RNA from Entrophospora candida, 2899 nucleotides. Lineage: Eukaryota; Fungi; Glomeromycota; Glomeromycetes; Entrophosporales; Entrophosporaceae. The record is from the annotation of a GenBank genome assembly.
AUGUCAAAAUUAUUGACACAAAAUAAUAAGUUUCCAUUACCAACAUCCAUAUUAAACCAAAAGGUUUUAAUAUCCAUCACAGGGCCUCAUGGCACUGACAUAAUUGGAUGUGUUUUAGGAUGUAUGGCUAAACAUGAAUGUGAAAUUGAAGAUUUUACAUUAUUUAGACUUUAUCAUAAUGUUACAUUCAGUGUUCUAACCACCAUGAAACAUGAGAACGUAGAAUUAUUUUGUGAUCUUUCUGAUGCUGCUAGAAAGUGGGAUGGUAAUUUAACUAUUGAUUUACAAGGUGUUGCUGAUCAAGAAAAACCAAUAAAACCAUUAGAGGAGGCACCUUAUGAUAAUCGAAUCAAAUAUGCCGCAACGGUAUUAAACCAAAAUGGGCUCACAGCGAAAUUUAUGGAUGAAUGGACAAAAUUACUAUUGCGAGAAAAAAUAUCUGUAGAAAAAAUGCAACGACUGAAUGAAGGAAGGUUGUCUUGUGCUGAUUAUAAGCUUUCAGUACCUUUAGGAACAGACUUUGACAGAUUGAGACAAGACCUAUUUCAAUUAAGUGUAAGCCAUGGUACUGAUGUUGCACUUCAACCUUUUGAUGUAUUUAGAAGGCAUAAAAGAUUGGUAGUGUUUGAUAUGGAUUCUACAUUGAUUCAACAAGAAGUAAUUGAUGAAAUUGCUAGGAUUGCUGGUGUUGUGAAUGAAGUAGCAAUGAUAACAGAAUUGGCGAUGAAUGGUGAAAUUGAUUUUAAGGAAUCGUUAAAACGACGUGUUUCUUUAUUGAAAGGGACACCUGUUGAUGUCAUAGAAGCUGUCAAGAAAAAAAUCAUCUUCACAGAAGGAGCACACUUUCUUUGUAAAGCACUCAAAAAAAUUGGAUUCAAACUUGCCGUUAUUUCUGUAUCAUCUGAUGGUUUAACAUUGACUGGUGAAACAGUCGGGCCAAUAAUUGAUGGAGGUCGUAAAGCUGAAUUAUUGGAAGUGAUAGCUCAAGCUGAAAAUGUUACAUUGGAUCAAGUGAUUGCUGUUGGUGACGGUGCAAAUGAUUUAUAUAUGUUGGCUAAAGCUGGUUUAGGCAUUGCAUUUAAUGCAAAACCGCGAGUCCAAGAAAAGGCUAGAGCUAGAAUCAAUCAAAAAAGUUUAAAAUAUGUGUUAUAUUUGUUAGGAUAUACAGAUGAAGAUGCAAAACAAUUACCACUGGCGUGUGGAAAUAUGCCCUUGAGCCAGAAUAUGGAGAAAUUGCAACAAACUACAACUAACGGACAAUAUUAUAAAUUUAAACGCGGAGUAAUUUCUGGUAUCGGAAAAGGAAUAUUCGCCUCUUCUUUAGGAUUCUUGUUAAAAACAUUUGGAUUAAAAGUCACUGCCAUAAAAAUUGAUCCAUAUAUGAAUAUUGAUGCUGGAACAAUGAGUCCAAUUGAACAUGGGGAAGUAUUUGUAUUAAAUGAUGGCGGUGAAGUUGAUCUUGAUCUUGGAAAUUAUGAAAGAUUUUUGGAUGUAACUUUGACCAGAGAUAAUACUAUCACUGCAGGAAAGGUUUAUUUAAGAGUGAUUGAAAAAGAGCGUAAAGGAGGAUAUUUGGGUAAAACUGUUCAAGUGGUUCCACACAUAACUGAUACUAUUCAAGAAUGGAUUGAAAAAGUUGCCAAGGUUCCUGUGGAUCAGACUAAUCAAGAACCUGAUAUAUGUAUAAUUGAAUUGGGUGGCACUGUUGGCGAUAUUGAAUCUGCUCCUUUUGUGGAAGCAAUGAGACAAUUUCAAUUCAGAGUAGGAUCUGAGAAUUUUGCUUUAGGUCAUGUCUCAUUAGUACCUAUAAUUGGAACGGUUGGCGAGCAAAAAUCUAAACCUACACAAACCACAAUAAGAGAAUUAAGAGCUUUAGGAUUAUCCCCUGAUCUCAUUGCUUGCAGAUGCUCAAUACCAUUAAAGCCAGAUGUUAAGAAUAAGAUUUCAAUGUUUUGUCAUGUUGGGAAAGAUCAAGUUAUUUCAGUUAAAGAUGUUGUCUCUAUUUAUCAUGUCCCAUCAUUAUUGAAAGAGCAAGGUGUCUUGGAAUUUUUUAUUAAAAGAUUGGGAUUAGAUAAAAUUCCAAUUUCACAAAAUCAAAAAAAAGAAGUAGAAAAUUUAUUAGAAAAUUGGAAUGACACAUUGACAAUAGAGUAUGAGCCUGUUGUCAACAUUGUUUUAGUUGGAAAAUACACUGAUCUACACGAUUCAUAUCAUUCGGUCAUUAAGUCACUUGAACACUCAGUAUUAAAAUGUAGAAGAAGAUUGGUUUUAAAAUUGAUUGAAGCUUCUCAUUUAGAAGAUUCAACAAAUCAAACUGUGCCUGAUAAAUAUAAAGAAUCUUGGGAUACUUUAAAAUCUGCUGAUGGUAUCUUGGUUCCAGGUGGAUUUGGUAAUCGUGGUAUUGAAGGAAAAGUUUUGGCAGCCAGAUGUGCAAGAGAAAAUAAAAUUCCUUUUUUGGGAAUAUGUUUAGGUUUACAAAUUGCAGUGAUUGAAUUUGCUAGAAAUGUUUGUAAUCUUAAAUGUGCGAAUUCUGAAGAGUUUGACCCAAAAGCAAAACAUCAAGUAGUGAUCAAUAUGCCAGAAAUAUCUACAACAGAAUUUGGAGGUACAAUGAGAUUAGGUCUGAAGCCUACAAUAUUUCAGGAAGAAACUAAAUCUUGGUCAAAAUUACACAAGCUUUAUGAUAAACAAAUCAUAUUAGAACGUCAUAGACACAGAUAUGAAGUUAAUCCUGAAUAUGUAGCAGAAUUAGAAUCAAAUGGAUUGUAUUUUGUUGGUAGAGAUGAACUAAAUAGACGAAUGGAAAUAAUGGAACUUAAAGAUCACCCAUAUUAUGUUGGAACGCAAUUUCAUCCUGAAUAUCUUAGUAGACCACUUAAUCCCUCGCCAACAUUCCUUG